Molecule: messenger RNA, 1605 nt
Organism: Schistosoma mattheei
Lineage: Eukaryota; Metazoa; Platyhelminthes; Trematoda; Strigeidida; Schistosomatidae
Source: the annotation of a GenBank genome assembly
AUGAAGGCGUUAAUUGAAAAGUGUACAUCAGAAAAAAAUACACAAGAUAAUUGGGAUUUAAUUUUAGAAAUUUGUGAAAAAUACGCUAAACAAGAGCCAGCAAUUUGUAUUCAAACAAUAUGUAAACGAAUAUUUCAUAAAAAUCCAAAUGUAUCUAUACGAUCUAUAACAUUAUUAGAUGCAUGCAGUAAAAAUUGUGGUAAACAAUUUAAUAGAGAAUUAGCUUCAAAAGAUUUUUCACAAUUAAUCAAGAAAAAUUUCUCGAGUUUACAACGUAUUCCAUCUAUUAAAUUAAUUGAUAUCUUUGAAAAAUGGUCAAUUGAAUUUAAAAAUGAUUCAGAAUUAGCAUUAGCAGCUAGUUUUUAUAAUUGGGUUAAAACUGAAUAUCCAGAUCUUGUGAAACAAGCAAUGAAUGAAAGACAAAUAGUUAAACAUGGUCCUUCACGCCAACAUGUUGCACAAUUACAAGCUAAAGAAGAAGAAGAUCUAGCACAAGCUAUUGCUUUAUCACUGAAAGAUUCUGACAGUUCAACACCAUCCCAUCUAAACAAACAAUCUGUUACCACUUCAAAUGAGAAGUCUAGUUUAUAUCCUUCCUGCUCUCAACUUCCACUUAGUUCACUUUCAAGUUAUUCGACACCAGCAUCAUCAUCAAAUGCCUCUAAAACAACUGCUCCUCGCAAUUCAAAGGGACAGGUAAGAGCAUUGUACGACUUUGAAGCAGCUGAAGACAAUGAAUUAUCAUUCAAAGCUGGAGAGCUUAUCCUACUCUUAGAUGAUUCCGAUGAGAACUGGUGGCUUGGAAGCAAUAAUCAAGGUCAAGGUUUAUUUCCUGCUCAAUUUGUCAAACGUGGAACUGAACUUGAUGGAAAAAAAAUCGAUGAAUGUUUACGUCUAAUUACAACUGUAGAUCCUACUGGUGAAUUUCAACAAGAUCCACCAGAAUUAAGUCAACUUGAAGCAGAAUGUAUAGCAAUGGUCCCACUUGUUGAUCCUGAAUUAAAACUAGUUGAUAAAGAAAUUAUUAUGCUUACAGAAUUAAAUCAACGUUUAUUAGAUGCAUUUCAAUUGUAUCAUGAUAUCAUGUCACGUCAGAAUCCGUCAAAUGCUUAUUAUACCGGAAUGUCCAAUACUAUUGCUAACACCACGACCAACCCAAUAAAUCCAACAAUCCCUUAUUUACCACCAAAUACUCCGAAUAUAUAUCCAUACACCCAGCCAACAUCGUCGAUGACUAAAACUGCAUCUGCAGUACCUAUGAAUGGAUUCACUAUGCCAACAGAUUUGAAUGGAACUGUGAUGUUCCCUCCUACUGACUCUUACCCUAUGUCAACUGGAAUUUAUGCGAAUCCACAAACAGAAAAUUUCAAUGGUAAUCUUCCUCAAAAUCUUCAUAGUGGUCAAAUAUCAUCUCAACCCUUUCCUGUACAGCAGUUUUAUGAAUCAAAUCAAAUAGUACCUCCUGAUGUUGUUACACAACAAAUGCAAUCAUAUCCAUCUGGCAGUAACAAUUAUGGAGUUCCAAUUUAUCCAAUGAAUGAUUCUCAAUCUAUGGUGUAUACAGAUCAAUCAAACAAUACCCUCUCAACUCAGAGAAAACAAUAA